AUGUGGUUUAUGAAUCUUGACAUGGCGAAUGGUUUCUGGGCAGUCCGAAUGACUGAGAGGGCUAAGCUGAUCUCGGCGUUUAUCUGUCCAUUCGGGCAUUUCCAAUGGGUACGUUUGCCAUUAGGGUUGAAAAACGCCCCACUAAUUUGCCAACAAAUGAUCAAUAAUUGCCUGUGGAGUUUUGUGCGGCUAUCACCCGAAGAAGAAGCACUCGUGAAUCAGGAUGUGUUAGACUACUUGAAGUUGGAUCCUCAGUUAUCGAGUGAUGAAGUGGAUGCACGACGCAGUAUGACACCACUCGUGGAGCAAAUGACAGGUUUCAAGCGUAACAUUCCCGCACCAUCCCAAAUGGGGCCAGUCUUGGGGCGCAGUUCGUAUAUUGAUGACAUCACGCAUGGGGCGGCCACGUGGGAUCAACUAUGCGGUGAUCUAGAUGCGUUGCUCUAUCGGUUACGGUACUGGAGUAUUUCAGUUAGCUUCCCUAAGAGCGAGUUCGGAAAGCGUAAGAUUGGCGCUGAAGGGAUACGUGCUACCCCGAAAAUCGAAAAAGGUAUUCAGGAGUUACCAUUUCCGUCUACCCUGAAAGGAGUCUACCUGAAUUACUACCCCAAAUUCAUUGAAGAUUACGCUGUGGAGUUGACAGAUGACCAAGUGCGCGCAGGGCGAGACUUGCCUCGAGCGAAGGAAUCGUUUGAGAUACUGAAGAGGAAGAUCGUGUCUACGCCUCUACUCAGACAUCCGGACCGAACGAAACCUUUUGUGAUCAUCACUCAUGCGAAUCUGUGGGCUGCUUGCGCAGUUCUAGGCCAGAUGCAUGACGGACUCGUUCAAUCCGUUCGUUUCACGGGGCGUGCCCUGAGUCACGUCGAGCUCAAGUACCAUAUCGCUGAGAAGGAAGUUCUCGCUGUGAUGCGAGUGCCCCAUGUGUUCAAGAAUCUGAUCGAAGAUGUCCUGUUGAAAUGGGUCAUCAAUUCCAAGACCGCCGAAGGCCGUCUGGUGCCAUGGGGCGUCGUUCUCUCACAUUACGACUUGGAAAUUCGGAAGGUCAUUCGAGAUGAGGAUGGCUUAGCCGCCAUUAUGGGUGCAGGUAUCACUCCCCAGGAGCACUUGGAUGAAGUCGCCGAAGUACUCAUUCCAGCCAAGGGGCGCGUCAAACCGCCUCCAGCCGUGAGUGUCGAACUGCUCUCAGAAGAAUACUCCGGGGUAGUCCUGAGUUUCGAUGGUGCGGCCAAAACUUCCACAAGGAAGGGCAGUUGCGGAUUCUGUGACAGCUACCUGGAUGGAAAGUUUUGGAUGCUCGAGGGAGUCACCGUCAAUGACGCGGUAUACUUCGGGUUGCUUAAAGGGCUUGCAAUGGCUUUGGAAAGAGGGAUUCAGGAUAUAGUCGUCGUGGGUGACUCGAGAAUUGUGAUUCAACAAGUCCAAGGUCUGAUUAAUGGUAACCAGCCUAAUCUCCAAAGGAGGCUAGCUGAAUGCCAAACCCUGAAGAAACGUUUCCAGACGGUACGAUUGGUACACAUGAAUCGUGAGUUCAACCAGGCCGCUGACUACCUGACCUCGAAGACUCUUGUCCAAGGUGAAUCCUGGACAGUUCAGGAUGAUCUCGAGAAACGAAGUACACCGACACUCGAGUUCACAGUGAAGAUCCCAUACAAGACCCUGGUGAGGAAGAUGGCAAUUCAGGAGCGAGACAUGGUCUUGGCCCCGAAUGUGCCCCUCUAUCUUCUGCCGCCCGAGUCAUCGCUGUACUCACGAGGUCACGAGCUGAAGAAGCUGAUGACGCCGAGGUCCCGUCCAUGGGGCCACUAG
This is a messenger RNA of Phytophthora megakarya, 1809 nucleotides long. NCBI's taxonomy places the organism in Eukaryota, Oomycota, Peronosporomycetes, Peronosporales, Peronosporaceae. The record is from the annotation of a GenBank genome assembly.